This is a messenger RNA of Hypomesus transpacificus, 2346 nucleotides long. RefSeq names its product microfibril-associated glycoprotein 4-like. Bases 1149 to 1898 code for a protein of 249 amino acids. The record is from RefSeq and is a predicted model, not a curated record. Gene Ontology annotation, biological process: elastic fiber assembly. The transcript has 4 exons. NCBI's taxonomy places the organism in Eukaryota, Metazoa, Chordata, Actinopteri, Osmeriformes, Osmeridae.
AUUAAAAAUGUAACCGCCCAAGUCGUUUAGUUUCAGGGUCAGAUUAGAGACACCUGUGCCAACUCGAAAAUCUGGACAAAUCUGGACCAAUCUCGAUUAGCUUGCACAAGACGAUCUCCAUAAAGAUCAAAUGCACAGAACAACCGUUUCAUCUGAACUUGUGUUUAAGUUUUGCUGAAGACAGUUUAUCCUGUGAGUUUCCAUGUUUACCAAAAAUGCAUACACAAAGGUUAACACUGCCUUGCAUAUGUGGAUCCAAUCCAACCCAAUCCAUACAACAUACUGCAAGAAUCAAUCACACAUAACUCUCAUACAGGACUCAUUUUCUGCCAAGGCGGCUGCAUUUUACCUCAUUACACAUCAAACCAACCAGUGGCUUCCCUUUCACCAGCCUCAUCACCUCAGACCAAGAAAUCAAUAGAGAAUCGCUUCUCAUUUCAGCCUCAUGUUCUUUCCUGGCUGGGCCUGGUUCUUGGGUGUAUCCAACUCUGUGGCCAGUUGUGUCUGCCCCUGUGCCCGGCUUGUACAUCGCCAUGGAGCCAUGGUCAUUAGCUUUUCAUCAACACCUCCAGGCUUUAAUUGGCCUUAAGUCUGCGCCAACACUACACUGCUCAAUUUUUGCCGGCUAGUUUGGCAGUCCAUGUUGGGGAACACAGCAGGCAGAUUGAUUUACAAAAUAUCUGCAGAAUGAUACCAAGCUGAAAACCAUUGGAGUCAACAUCAGGUAUGCCAAAGAUGUAUUUUGCUGAUAAAGAUUAUAAUACACAAUUAAAUAUCAAAAGCAACUGAUAACAGUAUCAAAAUAGGACAUGACUGGGUUCAUGCUUAACACUGCUGACAAAACACAAAGCCUAAAAGAUCCUUCUGGUUUGACAGUUUGAAAGAUAGACCGAUCAUGUGCCAUGCUUAUCUGGAACUCGCCACAAAGAUUAUUGUUUAUCAGCCCAGACAAGGAAAUGGAUCUGAGAAAAAUAAUAUAUUGUGCAACAUUCUGUAGGUUGGAAAAUGCCUUCCACCUCCAAUAUCCAUCUAGUCGUGACAAGGCGCAAUUGGAGUGACUAGGCUGUAUGAUCAUCGCAAUCUCCCAUACCUGGAUAGACAGCUACUAUAAUUUAUUAUAAUCCUGACAAUUAAUUUGAUGGCACUGUAUGGCAUUAAUCAAAAUACCAUACGGUGGCACUUAUCAAAAUACCAUACGGUUUCAAAUGAAACAGGGGCAAAGUACACAGAACUUUAAUCCCAACCAUAAAAGGAUCUACCCUGCAGGACCCAACUCUCCCCGCUACGUCUACUGUGACAUGGACACCCUGGGAGGGAAGUGGACUGUGUUCCUCACUAGGAUGGACGGCACAGUGAACUUCUACAGAGGGUGGGACCAGUACAAGAACGGCUUCGGACAUGCGGCUGGAGAGUACUGGCUGGGUCUGGAGACCAUCCACCUGCUCACCACGAAGAAGAACUACGAGCUGAGGGUGGACAUGGAGGACUUUGAGGCGAGGAGGGUUUACGCCAACUACUCCUCCUUCUCCAUCUCUCCCGGGGCGGUCAAUGCUGAGGUGGACCUCUACAGGCUGCAUGUCAGCGGCUUCAGAGACGGAGGGGCAGGGGACUCGCUGGCCCACAUCAAUGGACGACCGUUCUCCACAUUUGAUCGAGACAACGACGCUUUUUCAGGAAAUUGUGCCUCGUUGUAUAUGGGUGGAUUUUGGUUCAACUCAUGCUAUCAUGCCAAUCCAACUGGAGUCUACAUGUGGGGAGCUGUUGAUUUAAAAAGUUCAAACUGGUAUACCUUUAAAAGUAAUGAUUAUUCUCUAAAGUCCAUUUCUAUGAAGAUAAGACCUGUCACUCGUCGAAUGUUAGUGAAAAAAAAACAUGGCUGCCUCUCUUUAACGUCUUAACUGAAAAUCAGCUCAACUGAACACCUAAAGAAGACUAAGGGGAAUAAUCAGUUCUGGUGACUAAACCUGAAUGUUUUUUUGUUAGAUUUUUUACAAAAUGUGUUGUCUUUUUAUGAUGCCCCUGUGUGAUUAAUAAUUUACACUUUAGCCAAACACAUUGUUUUCUCCUGUAACAUGUCCACAUAUUGUACGUAUAUUCUUGAAAGAAACUCAAAAUAAAUGCUUUUGUUUUCUUACUGCUGAACUCAACUCAUAUUUUUGAUAAUAAACACUCUGUUGUAAGUCAUCACUCUCAGGACAUUGACCCAAAUGGAGCAGAAACCACACGUUUACUUCCAAGAAGGGAUUGGUGGAGUGAGAUCUCACCUUCUUGCCCUCGGUGUUGUCUGCGCUGACGUAGGAGAGCUUCCUGCAGACGUAGAACAGCAUGUCGUAGAACAGCUGUCCU